Molecule: messenger RNA, 1059 nt
Organism: Xylona heveae TC161
Lineage: Eukaryota; Fungi; Ascomycota; Xylonomycetes; Xylonales; Xylonaceae
Product: kinase-like protein
Exons: 2
Biological process (GO): intracellular signal transduction; microtubule cytoskeleton organization; protein phosphorylation
Cellular component (GO): cytoplasm
Molecular function (GO): protein serine/threonine kinase activity; ATP binding; tau-protein kinase activity
Source: RefSeq, a predicted model, not a curated record
AUGGCCGAGGCCCGCCCGACCCCUGCUGGCACCGAUAUCACACCUGUGACCGGCCUCGGCCUAGUCAGCAGCGAAGGUGUCGAAGAUGGCGGAAGAGGUGCGGCCAAAAGUCGACCGGAGCAUUCAGCGAGCCAGACGCGGCGAACAGAGACAAAGUUUGGCGAUUACAUUCUGGGUCAGACGCUCGGAGAAGGAGAAUUUGGGAAAGUGAAGAUUGGAUGGAAGAAGGAAAAUGGUAUUGAGGUGGCCGUCAAGCUCAUCCGACGCGAGUCGCUCGGGACCAACCCUAGCCGCUUGCCCAAGAUUUACCGGGAGAUUUCAAUCCUUCGGGGACUGGCGCACCCAAACAUUGUCCGACUGCAUGAAAUGGUCGAAACGGAGCGACAUAUAGGCAUCAUCUUGGAAUACGCAUCCGGCGGUGAACUGUUUGAUUACAUUCUCCAUCACCGAUAUCUGAAAGAUAACGCCGCUCGUCGUUUGUUCGCCCAACUCGUGUCUGGUGUUGGAUAUUUGCAUAAGAAGGGCAUCGUGCAUCGCGAUCUGAAACUCGAGAAUCUACUUCUGGACCGAAAUCGCAACAUUAUCAUCACCGACUUUGGCUUUGCCAACACAUUCGACCCUCACGACGAGUUGGGAGAUGAAAUCGAGUACAACCUCUCCAAUAAGGAAUUUGUGCGUCGGAUGGAUCUCGACGAUGUUCGAGAUAACGGCUUCCGCAGAGGAGAUUUGAUGCAGACAAGUUGUGGAAGUCCCUGUUACGCCGCACCUGAGCUGGUCGUGAGUGACUCGUUGUAUACGGGCCGGAAGGUAGACGUGUGGAGCUGUGGUGUCAUCUUGUACGCCAUGCUCGCUGGUUAUCUGCCAUUUGAUGACGAUCCAGCAAACCCUGAGGGCGACAAUAUCAAUCUAUUAUACAAGUACAUUGUUUCGACGCCACUCACGUUCCCAGAGUAUGUUACUCCACAUGCUCGUGAUCUCCUUCGGCGCAUCCUCGUUCCAGAUCCACGCAAGCGCGCAGACCUUUUUGAAGUUGCUCGACAUAGUUGGCUCAGCGAAUAU